Messenger RNA from Ipomoea nil (Japanese morning glory), 873 nucleotides. RefSeq lists its product as uncharacterized. The coding region runs from base 1 to 873 and encodes 290 amino acids. Gene Ontology annotation, molecular function: catalytic activity. Lineage: Eukaryota; Viridiplantae; Streptophyta; Magnoliopsida; Solanales; Convolvulaceae. The transcript has a single exon. The record is from RefSeq and is a predicted model, not a curated record.
AUGUCUUGGAAUUGCCGAGGGCUUGGCAACCCAACGGCAAUUCGAGUCUUAGCGGACCUGGUCCGCAUGAAGAGGCCGAAAGUUGUGUUUUUUAUGGAGACUUUUGUGGAUAGGAGCAGGAUGGAAAGUGUGAGGGUGCAGUUGGGGUUCGACAGUGUGUUUGUUGUUGAUGCUGUUGGACAUAGCGGCGGUUUGGCAAUGCUAUGGUUGAAUUCUGUGUGUUUACAGGUUACUGCUUAUGAUAGUAACUUUAUUGAUGCAAGGGUGGAGCUUGAGGCGGGAAGCCCGGGGUGGCGGUUCACGGGGUAUUAUGGGUUCUCUGAGAGAGCACGAAGGAGAGAGGCCUGGCAGUUGUUACGAAAUUUAGCGGGGCAGAGCACAGAACCAUGGGUUAUAAUGGGUGAAUUAAACGACCUGUUACAUCAAAAUGAGAAGAAGAGCCGAGCACCCCACCCACCCUGGUGUAUAACGGGGUUUGGGGAUGCAGUUGUGGAUUGUGGGCUUCAAGAUUUGCCAUUCUCUGAGUAUCAGUAUACAUGGGUCCGCUCAUGGGGUAGGAGUUAUAUGGUGGAGGAGAAGCUGGACCGGAUUCUUGUGACUGAAGAUUGGAGGACUUUGUUUGCGGAGGCUACGACGUGUUCUUUACCUUGUGUUUAUAGUGAUCACAUGCCGUUGUUGCUAACUCCAGUAGCUGCGGUGAAUGCUGUGCGCCGGAAGCGGUUUCUCUUUGAUAAUAUGUGGUUGAGGGAGGACGGGUGCCGUGAAAUUGUUGCACACAGCUGGGAUCGAACUAGACAGGAUGUUCUACGCAGAAUAGAGUCAUGUGGCCGUGACAUCUGGAAAUGGGGGAAGACUUAUAACAGGGAUUUCUAG